AUGACUCUACAAAGUAAGGCUGAUUUGCGAGAACGAUAUAUUAGUGAUUUUCCGCAAAUGAUUGCUAAUUUAAACCGAAAAACAGCAGGUGUUAUUGUAAUUGGAGAUGAGAUCUUGAAAGGUAUAACACAAGACGUAAAUUCGAUUUUUUUUUGCAAAGAACUGCACCGUAAAGGAGUCCUGCUCAAAAAGAUAUCAGUCGUAUCCGAUGAUGUUGAAGAUAUUGCUCGUGAAGUGAAACAAUUCAGUAGACGGUUUGAUAUUGUUUUGAGCUCGGGUGGUAUUGGACCAACGCACGACGACCGCACCUACACUGGAUUAGCUAUCGCUUUUGAUGAUGAGUUGACGAUCAGGAAGGAAAUGAAAGAAUGGAUGAAGUAUUUCAUGUGCAAGAUGAGCAAAAUUAUACCUGAUGGUGGUCUGGAACGUAUGUGUACUGUGAGCAUUCAUUUAAAACUUCUUACUGUAAUCACAGAAUCUUGUCAAACUCCCACCACAUUCGAAAUCCAUUAUAUACCAAAAACUGCUCACUUGUUAUGGAGUGAACGAAGAGUUUUUCCGUUGGUUCAAAUGCGAAAUGUGUAUGCAUUUCCUGGUAUUCCGAAGUUCUGCACUGACGCAUUCAAAGAGUUUGAAGAUUCUCUAUUCCCUUCAUAUGCAACUAAGCCAUUUCACUCAUCUACUCUUCAUAUUAAGACUACGGAGUUACAGUUUUCGGACAUAAUGAUGAAAACAGCAGAAAAAUAUGGUGCAAAAAAUGUUUCGAUCGGAUCAUAUCCAACUACAAGCAAUAACUAUUAUAAAACAAAAUUAUUGGUGGAAAGUGAGUCAGCUGAUUUGGUCGAGAAAGUAGUACAAGAUUUGAAAACUAAUUUAAGAGAUCAAGUAACAUAUUUUGAUGAAGAACCGUGGAUCGAUACAGUCCAAAAGUUUAGUGUUUUCCGAGAAAAGGAACUAGAAAAAAACGAUGGGGGUUUUAUAAGGCGUCUGGAUGAUGCCAUGCAAUGUAUUGAUGAAAUAGUUUCUCAGAAGGAAUUGGAUGAGCUAUGUAUAUCGUUUAAUGGUGGUAAGGAUUGUACUGUCGUGCUGCAUCUUCUGCGAAUUGCAAUAGACAAGAAAUAUGGACCGCAGCAGACAAUAUUAGGCUUUCAUAUUGUAUGUGGUGAUAGCUUUCCCGAAGUUAAUCAGUUCAUUAUCGACACUGCGAAGUGGUCUGUUCAGUAUUUGAGAACCAAAUUUUGCCUAUUUGAAAAAUUUCUGUAUAAUAUAAUGAUACUCGAAAUAUCAGGUCCUUUGAAAGCAGGUCUACUCCAAUUAAAAGAUAUGCGGCCGAAAUUGAAGUGUGUAUUUAUGGGUAGUCGUGAAACUGAUCCAAGUGCAUCAUAUAUUAAAUCUAAGUGUCAGUCUACAGAUCCCGGUUGGCCAAGUUACUUGAGGGUUUGUCCGAUUUUGGAUUGGAGUUAUAAUGAUGUAUGGCGAACGCUACGCGGCAUUUGCAUACCAUAUUGUUCUCUUUAUGAUUUGGGAUAUACUUCUCUUGGAGAACGUGAUACAACUCGUAAAAAUGACGCAUUAAAAAUUGUAGAUGGCAAAGGUUGUACUGUUGGUUAUCACCCGGCAUAUAUGUUAGGAGCAGCUACAUUGGAGCGGUCAGGCAGAAGUUAG
Thelazia callipaeda (thelaziosis nematode) is the source of this 1665-nucleotide messenger RNA. Lineage: Eukaryota; Metazoa; Nematoda; Chromadorea; Rhabditida; Thelaziidae. The record is from the annotation of a GenBank genome assembly.